Messenger RNA from Erythranthe guttata (spotted monkey flower), 1524 nucleotides. Its product is annotated as alkane hydroxylase MAH1. The record is from RefSeq and is a predicted model, not a curated record. NCBI's taxonomy places the organism in Eukaryota, Viridiplantae, Streptophyta, Magnoliopsida, Lamiales, Phrymaceae. Gene Ontology annotation, molecular function: oxidoreductase activity, acting on paired donors, with incorporation or reduction of molecular oxygen; iron ion binding; monooxygenase activity.
AUGGCUAUGUUUGAGUAUUAUCUUAUUUUCUUGAUUCCUCUAUGCAUAAUUAUCCUCAUAUUCUUCAAAUUCGAAAACCGCCGAAAAGGGUCGACCCCGACGAAUUGGCCCGUAGUCGGGAUGCUCCCGGGCCUCGUCGGAAACGCUCAUCGGAUUCACGAUUACAUCACCGAAAUCCUGAGGGAAAACGGGGCCACGUUCGUGUUCAAAGGUCCGUUAUUCACCAACAUGGACAUGGUUUUCACUUGUGAUCCCAUCAAUAUAAACCACAUUUUCAACAAAAGGUUCUCGAAUUAUCCGAAGGGCCCCGAAUUCCAGAAGAUAUUCGAAAUCAUGGGGGACGGUAUUUUUCGCUCCGAUUUCGAAAUGUGGGAGCUCCAGAGAAGGCUAACGCUCUCCAUCGUAAACCAGGUCGGUUUCUACACUUCGGUGGAGAAAACGACCUGGGGAACGGUGAGAACCGAGCUAGUCCCGGUUCUCGACCAUUUCCUCCAGCGAGGAAUCGAGAUGGAGAUGCAGGAUAUUCUAGAGAGAUUUGCGUUUGAUAACAUUUGUCAUCUUUUAUUUAAUCACAAUCCAUGCAGUUUAUCGACCGAUUUCCCUCACGUUCGUUGCGAAAAGGCAUUGGGCGAUGCAUUGGAGCCACUUCUUCAUAGGCAUAUUUGGCCCGAGUCCAUUUGGAGGCUGCAAAAUUGGCUGAAUAUUGGCAACGAGAAGAAGCUUACGGAAGCUUCCAAGGCAUUCGACGACUUCUUACACCGUUGUAUAACGUCCAUGGAGGAUAAAGAUCAAACGACUAAUGACGUUAACAUAUUCGGCAUUUUCAAGAAAGCGUACGAGGAAAAUAGCAACAAAAUCCGUUUCGCCGGCGAUUUGCGACUGUUUCUGAGGGACGGUUUCCUAGGGUUGUUGAUCGCAGGAAGAGAUAGCUUGAGUACAACCCUAAUAUGGUUUUUCUGGCUCUUGUCCGAAAACCCGUCUGCCGAAACCAAGAUUCUUGAAGAAAUCGAGAAUGUAUUAUCGUUAUCGUUGCACGACGAUUUGAGAUUUUUCGAUGUGGAAGAGUGCAAGAAGCUAGUUUACCUCCAUGCAUGCUUUUACGAAACCCUAAGGCUAUACCCCGCGGUCCCUUUGGAGCUCAAAUCUUCGAUUCUACCCGAUACCCUUCCGAAUAAUAUCGAAGUGAAGAAAAAUACGAAAAUCGUGCUUUCUUUUUACUCGACGGGGAGAAUGGAGAGCGUGUGGGGAAAGGAUGCCUUGGAGUUCAAGCCGGAGAGAUGGAUUUCCGAUCGAGGAGUUUUGAGGAACGAGCCUUCGUUUAAGUUUCCGGCAUUUAACGUGGGGCCGAGGAGCUGCCCCGGUAAGGAGAUGGCUCUUGUCGAGAUGAAGAUUGUGGUUGUUGCUAUUAUGCACCGCUAUCGUGUUCGUGUGGUGGAGGGCCAUCGGGUUUCGCCGUCCGAUUCGGUUUUUCUUAAGACGAAGCAUGGGUUGAAGGUCAGGUUGUUAUCAAGAAAAGAUGCAUGA